Molecule: messenger RNA, 2057 nt
Organism: Xylona heveae TC161
Lineage: Eukaryota; Fungi; Ascomycota; Xylonomycetes; Xylonales; Xylonaceae
Product: transporter
Exons: 4
Coding region: 403-1971 (522 amino acids)
Biological process (GO): transmembrane transport
Molecular function (GO): transmembrane transporter activity
Source: RefSeq, a predicted model, not a curated record
AGUAUGUUAUCACGAAAUCCAAUCUUACUUGCUGAGAUAGCUUUUUAGUUGUGGGCAGGUACCCUACUCCCCUAACCCCCCCUCUUCCUUCCUUUCAUCGGAUCCCCGCACUGAUACCACCAACCAUUUAGCUUCUACCAAUUAGCAGCUACUUUAAUAUUAAGCAGCUGCAAAUAUGCUUCGAGCACACCAGGGAGCCAUGCAAUAACGACAUUUGAUCUGCGCCAAUCAUCACUCGUGUUCCACAUGAAAUCUCAGCACCUUCCAACUUUGGUCUACGCUCUCUAAAUCUGCAAGACAUGCAUCAUGACAUGUUAAAUAAUUUCCGUAUCCAAAUUCCAAAUUCUUUUCAGUAAUCUCAAAUUUUUUCACGGUCGCAAAGACUGAGACAAUAUCGGCACGAUGGCAGAUAUCGCAUGCGACCAGAAGGUCGGUCCCGAGGUCAUCCCAGAGGCGACUGAGCUCUCCAAAGUUGCCGUUGACGAGGCUGCUGCCCUGCCAAAAGGAACGAUCGAUCCCGUGUAUGAAGCCAAAGCACGGGUUCUGAACCAUGCCAUUCAAGAAAUUGGCAUGGGCUGGUACCAAUGGCAGCUUUUCAUCGUGGUCGGCUUUGGCUGGGCAAACGACAACUUGUGGCCCAUUGUGACGUCUCUGAUCUUGCCGCCGAUUGCGAGUGAAUUCAACGUCACGCGCCCGCCAUUUUUGACUCUGGCCCAGAAUAUUGGGCUGCUGGCAGGCGCAAUGUUUUGGGGAUUUGGUUGCGAUCUGUUUGGCAGACGCUGGGCGUUCAACUUGACGCUGGGUGUAACGGCCGUCUUUGGCAUGAUUGCCGCAGGCUCUCCCAAUUUUGCUGCAAUUGGAUGCUUUGCAGCAUUGUGGUCCUUUGGAGUUGGUGGGAACCUACCCGUCGAUUCGGCAGUCUUUCUUGAGUUUUUGCCGGGUUCGCACCAAUUCCUUCUUACGAUUCUUUCCAUCGAUUGGGCUCUGGCGCAGGUGAUAGCGACUCUUAUCGCUUGGCCUUUAUUGGGCAACUUGACCUGCUCGGAGACGGCGAAAACAUGUACUAAGAGUGAAAACAUGGGAUGGCGGUACUUUGUCAUUACCAUGGGCGGCAUCAGCUUGAUCGAAUUCUUUAUUCGCUUUGUGUGCUUCACUGUCUUUGAGUCCCCCAAAUUCCACAUGGGCAAAGGCAACGAUGAAAAGGCGGUUGAAAUUGUCCACGAGGUAGCCCGCCGCAAUGGCAAAACUUCAACCUUGACAGUGGAAGACCUCAAGGCGUGCGAGCCUGCUGGAGAGAUAAUCCAACAGCAGACGGAUACGACAGCUGCCAUCAAGCGCAAUCUCCAGAAAUUUAACCUUGCGCAUAUUCGCGCGCUAUUUGCUACGUGGAAGCUUGCAUUUUCUACCACCAUGAUCAUGAUCGUGUGGGCUUUUAUCGGUUUGGGAUACCCUCUGUAUAAUGCAUUUCUUCCUUAUAUCCAAGCCACACGGGGUGCGGAAUUUGGCGAUGGAAGCACCUACCUCACCUACCGCAACACGCUCAUCAUCGCUGUUCUUGGUGUUCCUGGGUGCCUUUUGGGCGGUGCCAUGGUAGAGAUCAAGCGCUUCGGCCGCCGAGGCACUUUGUCACUGUUCACCAUUCUCACUGGCGUCUUCUUGUACGCCUCAACGACUGCCACGACCUCUGACGCAUUGUUGGGAUGGCAGUGCGCGUACAAUUUCUGCAGCAAUAUCUUGUAUGCCGUCUUGUAUGCAUACACACCGGAGAUCUUCCCCACAAAGGAUCGAGGAACCGGAAAUGCAUUGACCGCCACGGCGAAUCGUGUUUUUGGUAUCAUGGCUCCCAUUGUUGCCAUGUUUGCAAACCUCAAGACUUCAGCACCUGUAUAUACCAGCGGAGCGCUCUUUAUUGCUGCCGGCCUGAUUGUUAUCGUGUUGCCUUUUGAAAGCCAGGGUAAAGCGAGCUUGUAAUUUUUGAAGUGAUAGAUGUUUUAGAUGUUUCGAUGAUUUAGAGCGAUGUAAGUUGAGAGUAUUUUGUACGAAAGUGUAGUUGUAAG